Messenger RNA from Pomacea canaliculata, 3756 nucleotides. RefSeq lists its product as uncharacterized. The transcript is spliced from 4 exons. Lineage: Eukaryota; Metazoa; Mollusca; Gastropoda; Architaenioglossa; Ampullariidae. Bases 461 to 1084 code for a protein of 207 amino acids. The record is from RefSeq and is a predicted model, not a curated record.
UUAUAUUUUUGUUGAUGCUGUGGAGGUUAAAAAUGAUGAGCAUCGGUGUUAUGUUAUUUAGUAUGAAUAAUGCGUGUUGGAAGAUGACAAAUAUUUUUUAAUGGUAUAUGCUUACUUGCUGUAUGUAUGAUUAUAUGUAAAACAGCAAUAUAUAAUUGCUAAAGUUAGAUAUAUGGGCAUCAGUAUAUUAUUAACAGCAGUAACAAAUCGUUCAGGGAAGAACAUCGAUGUGAGCAAGACUAAACGAGAAUGGUGCAGCAUCAAUCGUUUUUCUUUCAGGAUCGCGCGAAAGCCUUUGGAAGGUCAUCCACAGAAGAUAGGGCAGGAAAAACUGAAAUUAAAGCUUUACUAUUUGCUGUUUUAACACAGUGUUAAAUGUGACUUGAGUGUAUGAUUGUAAAAGAAUCAGCAUUUAGACUAUUUGGGUGACUUGAAGUUUACAGAACCACAUUGAUGUGUCAUGGCACAAGAAAUAACUGCAGAACCCUCACCUGUCACUCCUCGGUCUCAUGCUCGACCCUGCAGAGACUACGUUGAGCAGCAGAGAGCCCUGAUGGCUAAGCAGAUGGCUGGAGAAGGGCCACAGCUCUGGCGUCAGAUGAUGAUUGGUUUUUUGUGUGCUGCAUUGCUUGGACUGAUAAUGUUUGUUCUAGGGGCUGUCUUUAUCUCAAAGGCGCUCGAAAAGAAAGAAAGCAUUACCAUAAUGCUAUGCAUCAUGGGAAUAGCUUGUGGCUUAAUAAUCAUUGCUGGAGUGGGAGUGCUAGGGAAGCUCUUCAUUUCCAGAAAACAUCAAAGCUGUCAAGGGAGACGAUCACAGCAGCACCCACAAGCAGCCUGCUUCCAUACAUGCUCAGUAAUUUAUACACCGUCACAAGACCCAUUGCCGUAUGUUUGUGAUCCUCCACCUGCAUACGAUACAGUUGUCUCCCUUGUACUGUAUCCACGCGGCCAGCAGGGUGGAGGGGAAGGAAGCACAGCUGAAGAUUCUGAUGCAGAAAAUGGCCAGUCUGUGAUGGUUCUGCCUCCUAAAUAUGACGAUGUAACAAAGCCUAUCCCACCUUACCAUGAUGCAAUUCUUUCAUAGCUUCCAUCAUGGCUAAUUGAAUGAUCUCAGAGGAUAUUUAUGUCACAAAAUAUGAUGUGUGGGGCACUUCAAGUAAGAUGCUGUAUUUGUUUGCUUGUUGAUGCUAAUUGUAAACUAGAGGAUUAUUUAGAAUUCAGAUUAGAUAAUGGCGUCCAUUUUCCCCAUCAUUAAGCUAUAUCAAACAGUAAAUAUGUUAGUAAGUGAACAUCAUCUGAAGCCUCAGAUUAGCAUAUUAUGAACAGCCUCAGCCAUUUUAGUGUACAGUCUACUGAAUUUUAAUGAUUGUAACUGUAAAUUUGGUCUUGAAUGUUGAGGAACCUAUGAAGUUUUUUUUUUUUAAAGUUAAACUUGUGUUGUUUGGUAGUAAAGGCUAAGAACAUCUGUAAUUUUUAGUUGCCAUGAUUUUGUUUCAUCUACAUUAAUUUUUAGUGUUGUAUUUGAAUAAAUUGUGCAAUCAAACUUUGUCUAGCUUGGUAGUAUCUUUGAUAACAAUUUUGCUGAUUUGCUUAGAAAGAUGAUUGCUGAAUAGAUAAUGUUAGUUUUAAAGCUGCGGUGGUGAUGAAAUUGUCAAAGGACUUAUGGCAUGGGAAAAGCAUAAAGAUAUGAAUCUCAGAACUUUUGAGGUAUAGUAAGCAUACAGUAUGAUAUAUUCAUGUUGUCAUACGCAACGGCAUUUUGAACCAUUAAGCAAGUCUCUGUUGACAUUUGUUCCUGUGUUAACUUGAGAUGAACUAGUGCAUGUUCUUUUAUGCUAAGGAGGUGAUGAGAUGAAAUGUAAAUUUUGUUGCAAACCGAGACCCUAGGGGUGCUUCUUACAUUAAAAUGAAAAGCUAAAACAAUCUUGCAAAAUAGAAUGACAUAAGGGAAGUCGAAAAGCUAGGAAUUUUAUUUAUUGCCUUACUAUAUACCUGUUUGGGAGGACUUCAGAAGGUUAGUUUGUGGCUGAGAUGCUAAGGAAAAUGAGAAAAAGUUGUAUAUGAUUUCAGCUCUGUAAAAAAAUGCAAAAACUGCCAGCUUAAUAUCUGCUUACAUAAAUUGUAAAUGUUUUGAACAGUGGUUGAUGGAUUGAGGCUGUAUAUAGUGUGGCACUGGUGCAAUGGAUUAUCAAACAGUAGAUCAGUGUUGGAUAUGUUUGGAUUGGAGUGAACUUGUCUGAUGAAAGUGUGCUAGAGAAGUGAUCACAACGUAAGGUGCUUUUGCCUUACUUUAUUAAGUUGGACUGUAGGUAAUACAGAGAGAGAAAAAAGGUUAAAAAUAAUUACAGAUAAGAAGAUAGAUUUGGGCAUUUGCCUUUGUCUUUACUUAAACUGUCUCUUAGUGAAACAUGUUAACUGUCAUUUGGAGAUUAUUAAAGUCAAAAAUAUUGUUAUCUUUUGAAAUAAGGAAGACAUAACAAGGUGUAAUCUUACUGUCAACAAUUAGUACAAUGUGUUAACCAUAAAAAAUCCAAAAACCAAAAUAUCUAAAACCUAGUAGACAUUUAAGAAAUAAUGAAGCAUUUUAUAAAAAUGUAGCGAUUUUUUUUAUCAUGGUUAUUUAGGUAAAAAAUCAUAUGUAUUUGUUUUUAAUUUUGGUUAUUAUUUACACUGAAAUAACCCAAUGCUGCAUUUUCAUAAUUUAUGUUUGACUAGAAUUCAGAAAUGUUUGAAGAAUAUGAAAGAGCAUUUUACUUUUCUUAUUAUAAUAGAGUAUAAUAAGAAUAUAGCCUGAUGUUAUAAAAAACAGUGAUCAAGUUGAAGCAUGCUGGAGAUUUUUUGGGGUAAUUCCAAGGAACAUUGCAAUUGUCAUGGUCCUUGGUUCACACUGUCUUUCACAUUUUGUAUGCUUUGUAUACUGAUUUUCUUUUUUUGUGUUCUCGCUUAUGUACUUUUAUGUGUCAUUGGUCUACUUUAGCCGUUAUGUGUUCUUUUCAGUAAAAAACCAUAAGGUCCUUAAAAAAAGGUGGGAGGGUAUAUCACUGUUGGUCUAAGUGACUUUCUGUAUGAGAUUUUCUUUUCUACCAGAUUUAUGCUCAUGUUGGACGUGUGUUGUAAUGCUUUUAAACAAAGAUGUCAUUUUAUUUGUAAUGUUGAUAUAGAUAUUGGCAUUAUGAAAAUGUAUUGCUAAAAUGUUUGUUCUUCAUAUUUGAAAAGCUUAUUGUAUAUUUAACACACACAAAAUUGCUGUGUAGCAUAAAUUCGUCAAACAGUUUGUAAGAUUCCUUUAGAGCAAAAAAUAUUUAAUCUUUAGAGAGAAAAAAAGCAGUUUAGUCUCAGCAGUUUUAUAAUAAAUUGUUGUGGAAAUAAAAAAAAAUUACUGUUGUGAAAAUCAAAAUAAUAUCUAUUUUGUCUCCUACCUCCUCUGAUAUAGCAAGUGCUUGUCUUACAUAUAAAGUAUCUGUGAUUGCAUAUUUCUUGUACAGGGUUUAAGUUAUAAACGUGGUUUACCCAUAAAAAGAAAAGUACUAGGUGAAUUAACAAUUACAUAAAGUAUGUUUUUUUUAAAAACAGCUAUGCUUAGCUUUACAGAGAGAUCUAAAUGCUUUUUAUUUUUUAUAAAUGUUCUAAACUUAUUGAACUCAUGCAUUUGUAUUCUGCUAGUGUACCGAAGAACCUUUGCUAUAUUGCAGUUGUUUUUAUUUUCACAUGCACAAAUAGUUAUGGUCCAGUAUUAAAAAGUUUUGCAAACAGUAA